GGAUGUUCCCGGCGGCUGCGGCGGCGGCGGCGGCGACGGCCGGGUUAGCGCGGGCCAGAAGCGCGGCGCGCGGAGUCCUCGGCUGCCCGGCGGAGCACGGCUGUCGGGCGGGAAGGCGCGUGCUCUGCGCUGACCCGGGGACUCUGAACCCGAGUCCUGGGCUUUGUUUCCCGAGUUACCUUUGCGGAGACGUUCAGGGGCCGCCGGGUCGGCGACGGUCGCGUUCCGGACGCCGCAGGACCCGGGCCUGGACUUCACGCUCAGCGGGGAAGGAGCGGAUAAAAAAAGACCAAAUGGCAAAGCAACCUUCAGAUGUAGGUUCUGAGUGUGACAGAGAAGGUGGACAAUUGCAACCUGCAGAGAGACUUCCCCAGCUAAGGCCUGGGACCCCUACCUCUCUACACACAGAGCCCCAAGGUAAUCCUGAAGGCAGUUCGGAAGGCGAAGGGGACCGCUGCCCCCAAGGCAGCCCUCAGGGCCCACUGGCCCCACCUGCCAGCCCUGGCCCUUUUGCUACCAGAUCCCCGCUUUUCAUCUUUGUAAGAAGAUCCUCCCUGCUGUCUCGAUCCUCCAGUGGGUAUUUCUCUUUUGACACAGACAGGAGCCCAGCACCCAUGAGUUGUGACAAAUCAACACAAACCCCAAGUCCUCCUUGCCAGGCCUUCAACCAUUAUCUCAGUGCAAUGGGUAAGCAAUACCCGGCUUCCAUGAGGCAGUCUCAGGCUGACCCUGCAGAUUUGCGCCCAGAGAUGUGGAUCGCCCAAGAGUUGCGGCGUAUUGGAGACGAGUUUAACGCUUACUACCCAACGAGGGUAUUUUUUCAUAAUUACCAAGCAGCCGAAGACCACCCUCAAAUGGUUAUAUUACGACUGUUGCGUUACAUCGUCCGCCUGGUGUGGAGGCUGCAUUGACAGGUCCUUCUUCGCAGAGCUGAGAUGUGUGUGGACAUUUUGCUUGUGCAAACCGACAAGCCCCAGCACCGCCGUCUCUUGGUGCCAUUACUACGCAGCCAGCUGUUCUUUCCCAGAGGAGGAGGCGUGCGGUGGGGCGGGCAAUGUGGUCAGAAGACACCAAGCUGGAUGUGAACUUGACCUUUCUGUUCAUCGCCACACGGCAGGGUUUUCUAAUGGAAAUUGUGAAUGUAAAUGAGGGAGGAUUCUUUUUUUUUUUUCUUUUUUUUUUUUUUAAAUGUACAAACCAUGGUUCUUUGGAGCAGGAUUUUAUGCAAGAAUGGUGUUUACAUGCGGUGUAUUUUUUCCCCCCACCUUCUUUACUAAGAACACAUUUAUCAAAAAGGAAAUGGAAACUUUUUAACCAACUCAUGAAUGGUUUUUGUACUAAAAAUUUAAGAACCUGUUGCCUAAUCUCAGAGGAUUAUGUAAACCCUGCAGUAGAAACUGAGGCAGGUAAUUUAUAAAGCUGCCUUAGUUUAUUUUUAGAGAUUACAGAAUUUUUAAAUAGGGAGAAGUGAGAUAUUCCCUCUCCCUUCCUUGCCAUUGCCUCUUUGACCUUUCUUUCUUUUCAAUUAGUAUUAAUACCAAAAGAGUUUCUAUGAAAUUAAACUGAGGGGCAAAAAGUCUGUUGUCAGCCUGCAUUAAUACACCACUCCCUUUUUGUAAAUAUUUAUGUAACUCCUUAAAUUCAGUUGCACCAGUGGCAAAAUUUCAGGCUAUUUUUGCAUGUCUUUCCUUAUCUACUUUUUGUGUUGCUUCUAUAGUCUGCACUCGAAUGCACAGAUUUGGUCCAGGGCGUUUUUGUGAUGAAACGUAAUGGGGUCAGAACAGGAGUUAAUACCUACCUGUAUCACACACAGCUCGGUUAGUCUAUUCCUAGCUAACGGGGAAGCACCAGGUGCUGUUUCCAUUCAGUUUUGGUGGGCAUGUCAUACGUAACAGCAGGCCAAGGAUUAUGCCCCUCUGUGCUGUUGGCUUUUCUGGCUGCAGGCUAUCCUGUGGUCCCAGGAUGCACUGUCACCAUAGGGUCACAUGCGGUCACCAUGCCCACAGGCAGCAGAAUCCAGCUGCAGGCAUCUAAGCCCAUGCCCUCUUGGGGAUUGGCCCAGGCCAAGAGCAGGGCCUCAGAUGGCCAUUUCCCAGGUCUCCUGGCUUUUAGUCCAACCCAGAGUCUACCUGACCUGUGAUGCCUGGCAUUUGGUCUGCACUCUUCAGGGUCCACUUUGAAAUACAGGCUUAUAUUCCUCUUCUGUCACCUUUGGAAGAGUUCCACUGGGCAGAGGUCUCUUCUUUCCUUUUCUUGGGACAGUUGGUUUUUCGGGCCCUUCAUGCUUCUCUGCCUCUCCUCCUCAGCUGCCCUUAGGAUGGCAGUGAGUGAGAAGCCCAUACAGCCGUUUCAGAGGUAGCCAAUUAGGGAAGCCGGGUGCGCAGGAAAGAAACGGAUUAGGGAGCAACGAAAAGAAGGGGGGAGGAUUCUGUGAGCUCUGCAACUCUUAAAAUUUUAGACAACUUCAAUCAUCAAGUAACAUUUUAAAAGAAAUUCAUGAAUUUUUCCAAUGAGUCAGCAGUGCCAACAACUGUUGUAUUUACUUUUGCCCCAUAGAGGGCCGAUGUUUUCACAUUAUUAAAUUAAGUGGAAAAAUAUAUUCAUUUGUACCUUUGUAAUUUAUAUAUAUACACAUAUAUAUACUUAUAUAUGUAUAUGUAUGUAUUUUGCAUAUAUACUUUUUCUUUUAGGUGGAGAUGAUUUGAUUCUUUUUAAAAACUUUCUUUCCCCAGCAAUCUCCUUGGGCUUUUGAAUAUUUUUAAAGCUGUGUUUUGGAGCUCAGCUUGUUCCCUGACAUAUCUUGAACACAUUGGUAAGGUCAUGCCAAGCCCACGGCUGUAAAGUGGUGGUAGAGUGGCAGCUGUGGGCCGGCUGGACACACACACCAAAGACGAGUUUGGUUCUGGGCGCUGCCCCCCCAGGAUCUCUGUGCUCUGUGCCAGUCCCUCAGACUGCAGCACUUUACUCUUAUUUCCUCAACUCUGCAACUCCCGGGGCCGAGGUGUGUGCAGCCCUGUGGCAGGCACAGGGGACUCUGCUUGCCUGGUACCCGAGGGCUGUGUGUCCUACAAUGGAUUGUUCACCUCUGGCCCGGUAGCCUCCUGGCCUCCAGGAUGGCUGUGGAAGCAGCUCAUCGGGAAAUAAGAGAUUCUAUAAAUUGAAGAAGUAUUAACGGACAGGAUGUUGGCACCAGAACUUAGAGAGAUGACUGGAUGUCUUUGUACUGUAUGUACCUGUUUAUUCAAGAUGCCUCCCUUGCAGAAAGUAUGCCUACCCUGGGUAUACCUUUUACUUUUUAUUUUUUAUUAUUAUUUUUUAAUUUUUUAUAGAAAAAAUUAGAUCCUUUUUUUGAAAACGUAAUGCGGGUUUUGUGCCUUGACAACCUCUCCCCAUGUGAGGUUUAUAAAAAGUGUCCUGUGACUCAACACCAAAAUGCAAUAAACACACAAAAUAACUUCAUGAGUGAUUCUUCAGAUUUCCUUCCCAGAAACGAGUUGAUGAAGAAUUGGGCGGGGGGUGGGGGGUGUGGAAAAAUUAGUUUAAAUUCCUUCUGAGUUAAAAGAAAAUACACAGUGGAAUACAAUUUUCUGCUGUUUCUCCUUAAUAUUGUAUAUAUUUUGACUAUUUAUUAGAUUAGUAGGUCAUAUUUUACUUAUCAACUGAGCCAGAUGUCUGUGCAAUUGUGUCUCCUUUACCUUUCUUGUAAAAUUUUGUACAGCAUAAAUGAGUAAAAAUCACUGUUUUUCUAAACUUUUUCAGAAUCAAGGAUUGUAAAUAUUGUAGAUUCUUUUUCUGUGUAAUGUGUCCUACUGUUUCAUAAUGCUGUAACUUGUAGAAAUAUUGUAUAUUUAUUUUCUGCUUAUUUAAUGUCUUAAGUUCUGAAAGUGUUGACACCCCUGCCUUCCCACAGAUCGCUUUAACUCCCAAGGUGUGAGGUGCUGACUGGUGAGCUCACUGCAGGCCACAUGGUCUUCCAGGGUGGCCCUCCAGCUUUGGGUCCUGGAAUUUCCAGUCAAAUGGGUUUCAGUUCUUGGGCUUUGCUGCCCUUGUAGUGAAGUUUGUGUUUAGAUACCAAUGAGAAGAUGUAUCCUGGCAGGCUACAAAAUUUUCCCAAGAAAUAUCCAGCAACCUUCUUUUGUUCCAGAGCAGCUACCUAGCUUCUUGUAGAAAUAAGUUGUGCUAAUUCUGGGCCUUAUCUUUAAAAAGACAAAAGUAUUAACUUAUGGGAAAGUUUUUUUUGUUUGUUUGUUUUUUGCUGAAAAUUUAUCCCUGACAGCUCAGUGUUGAGAGAAAUAAAAAUGUGCUACUUCUGGAGGUGCUGCCUGUGGUUGCCCAGGGCAAGAGCCAGGUAGGACAGGGGGCUUCUGCCUCAGGACCACCGAAUGCCACUAACCCCUCGCAGGCAACUGAUAAGCAGUUGGGUUUCCCCCACCUGCUGCGUGGCUUCCUGUGCUUUGAGGUGUGGACUGAACUGUUGGUCUUCAGGAGUGACUUUAGUUCACUGCCCACCACCACCAUAUAUUUGGUCAGCCUGCUUCAGGCCUAUGCCCUCCCCUUCCAGAGACUGGAUGUCACGAUGUGAAAGCUCAUGGGAGCUUUAGGGACAUUUCCCAGUGGUUCCAUGCGGGUGGUUCUGCCCUCCCUGCUGAUUUAGCCCAGUGCCUGUCUCUGUGUGUGUGUGUGUCUGUCUGUCUGUCUCACAUCCAACGCUGAAUCGUAUGGAGUCUAAUCCAAACAGCAUUGUGUAUAAGAAGCAUCCUUAAGCUUCCAGCUAAGUAACUUGACUACUUUAAUUUGGGAAUUUCAGACUUUAGAAGCAAUCUCUUAGGUAUUGUGUCCAGGUUCUGUGACCACUGGUUACUGUAUCAGAACUCAUCAGGUACCCAUUUAUAAAUAGCACUGAUCUGUUGUAUACUGACCCUUCACUAACCUGUUUCUUAAGACCCAGCGUAUGUAGCAUUUUGUAUUGCAAUUUCCCUGGCUUACUUGUGUUUUGCACUGAUGAAUUUUGACAGGGUAAUUGCCACUUUACUUGUGCAAUACUGCUGUAAAUAACUGCAGAUUUUUUUAAGAAACUCGAUCUUUUAUGUUCUUAAUGAAUUUUAUAUAAAUAAAUUUUCAACUGGU
Nycticebus coucang (slow loris) is the source of this 5127-nucleotide messenger RNA. It is a transcript of the gene BCL2L11, whose product is annotated as BCL2 like 11. The transcript is spliced from 4 exons. Bases 3 to 911 code for a protein of 302 amino acids. NCBI's taxonomy places the organism in Eukaryota, Metazoa, Chordata, Mammalia, Primates, Lorisidae. The record is from RefSeq and is a predicted model, not a curated record. Gene Ontology annotation, biological process: meiosis I.